Manis pentadactyla (Chinese pangolin) is the source of this 1143-nucleotide messenger RNA. RefSeq names its product retinal G protein coupled receptor (gene RGR). Gene Ontology annotation, molecular function: G protein-coupled receptor activity. The record is from RefSeq and is a predicted model, not a curated record. Gene Ontology annotation, biological process: visual perception; G protein-coupled receptor signaling pathway; phototransduction. NCBI's taxonomy places the organism in Eukaryota, Metazoa, Chordata, Mammalia, Pholidota, Manidae. The coding region runs from base 1 to 888 and encodes 295 amino acids. Gene Ontology annotation, cellular component: membrane. The transcript has 7 exons.
AUGGAAGAGUCUGGGUCCCUGCCCACAGGCUUCGGGGAGCUGGAAGUGCUGGCUGUGGGGACGUUGCUGCUGGUGGAAGCUCUCACUGGUCUCAGCCUCAAUAGCCUGACCAUCCUCUCUUUCUGCAAGACCCCGGAGCUGCGGACUCCCAGGCACCUGCUGGUGCUGAGCUUGGCUCUGGCAGACAGUGGGAUCAGCCUGAAUGCCCUCGUUGCGGCCACAUCCAGCCUCCUACGUGUCUCCCACAGGCGCUGGCCUUAUGGCUCCAAUGGCUGCCAGGCCCAUGGCUUCCAGGGCUUUGUGACAGCUCUGGCCAGCAUCUGCAGCAGCGCGGCCAUUGCCUGGGGGCGUUACCACCACUACUGCACUCGCAGCCAGCUGGCAUGGAACACGGCUCUCUCCGUGGUGCUCUGUGUGUGGCUGUCUUCUGCCUUCUGGGCAGCACUGCCCCUCCUGGGCUGGGGCCACUAUGACUAUGAGCCGCUGGGGACGUGCUGUAUGCUGGACUACUCCAGGGGAGACAGAAACUUCACCAGCUUCCUCUUCACCCUGGCCUCCUUCAACUUCCUCGCACCCCUUUUCAUCACAGUCACCUCCUAUCGGCUCAUGGAGCAGAAGCUCAGGAAGGCUGGCCGUCUCCAGGUGAACACCACUCUUCCAGCCAGGACACUGCUGCUUGGUUGGGGCCCCUAUGCUCUCCUGUAUCUGUACGCAGCCAUCGCGGAUGUGACCUCCAUCUCCCCCAGGCUGCAGAUGGUGCCUGCCCUCAUUGCCAAAACAGUGCCCACAGUCAACGCCAUCAACUACGGCCUGGGCAGUGGGAUGGUGCACAGGGGGAUCUGGCAGUGCCUCUCGCCACCGAGAAGCCAGUGGGACCGAACCUCGUGAACCUUUCUGUGGGGCUGCUCACCCUGAGCCCCAUGCUAGGAGGCUGUCCUGGGAGUCCUGCCAAGCUCCAGACACUUAUUCACCUUUCCCAAUGGCCUUGUUGAGCCUGGCCCUAGCCUAAAUACAGGGGAUUCAGAGAGAAAACAGAUUGUGUGGAAGGAGCUGGCCAUAGUCCUCCCCACAGAAGCUGAGAAACCUUGAGAAAGUCACUCUCUCUGAGCUGAGCUUCCUGACCCCCAAUACAAGGAUAUUAAU